Messenger RNA from Oncorhynchus keta (chum salmon), 2990 nucleotides. Its product is annotated as xaa-Pro aminopeptidase 3-like. The record is from RefSeq and is a predicted model, not a curated record. Gene Ontology annotation, molecular function: manganese ion binding; metalloaminopeptidase activity. NCBI's taxonomy places the organism in Eukaryota, Metazoa, Chordata, Actinopteri, Salmoniformes, Salmonidae. The transcript is spliced from 10 exons. The coding region runs from base 238 to 1767 and encodes 509 amino acids. Gene Ontology annotation, cellular component: mitochondrion.
UCACAAGCACUGCAGACGGACAGACGCAUUUAGCGACAUGAUAUAGUCACAGAUUCCUAAAUGUUGGCUGUGGUAUGAAGAGGUAGUUGUGUUAUAUAGUUUAUGUUUGGUUUUUAGUAAUCUAAAGUAUUUAUAUUUGAUGUAAUUGUAUAUACCUCAAUACAAUUUAGCGACACCACUUGUGGCAUCAUGAUGAUGCGAGUUAACUGUCGCUGAUAGUCUGACCGAGUUGCAACAAUGUUGCCCUCACCUAACAUUUUGACCAGAUCCGCUUCCCAAUUGGUGUCAUACUCAAAGUUUUGGAGUCAAGGUCAUCUGUGGUGCCCAUGCCGGAAUGUCUCCGUUAAACCAGAAGGGUGGAAACCGCAGAAGGUUCCACCAAGAUACCUCGGCCAGCUAAGCCCCUUCACUCAUCCACACCUCAUAAAAAAUGGUGAGGUGAUCCCUGGCUUAACCCAAACAGAGUUUGAUCUCCGUCGGCAAAGACUGGCCUCUCUCAUUGAGGUUCAAGCAGAUCGGCUGGGACCCACUGUUUCGUCCAACAAACACCUCGUCAUAGUCCUCUCCCACCCAAUCCGCUACAUGACCAAUGACAUCCCCUACCCCUUCCACCAGAACCAGGACUUCCUCUACCUCACAGGCAUCCUUGAGCCAGACAGCGCCCUGGUUCUGUGUGGUACCGACCGCCCGGACCAAGCCAUCCUCUUUGUACCCCGCAGGGACCCGGCCAGGGAGCUGUGGGACGGGCCCAGGUCAGGGAAGGACGGGGCGGCAGCGUUGACGGGGGUGGAGAGGGUCCACUGCACAGAAGAGUUGGGACUUGUACUCAAAAGCCUUAAAGGUAGCACUGUGUGGUAUGAUGGCUCCAAGCCCUGCCACCCUGGGCUCCACCAGACCCAUGUUCGGCCCCUGUUGGAAGGGGGGCCCAUGGUGCGCUCUCUCAGACCCCUUACACACUCCCUCAGGGCCCUCAAGAGCCCAGCCGAGGUGGCUCUCAUGAAGGAGGCUGGUCGCAUCACAGCACAGGCAUUCAAGAAGACUAUGGGUAUGUCUCAAGGGGACAUUGAUGAAUCUCUACUGUAUGCUAAGUUUGAUUUUGAGUGCCGUGCCCAUGGAGCCAAUUUCUUGGCCUAUCCUCCUGUGGUUGCUGGUGGAAACCGAGCCAAUACACUUCAUUACAUAAACAACAACCAGAUUGUCAAGAAUGGGGAGAUGGUGCUACUUGAUGGAGGGUGUGAAUACUUCUGUUAUGUCAGUGAUAUUACUCGCACCUGGCCGGUGAACGGAAAGUUCAGCCCUGCCCAGGCAGAGUUGUAUGAGGGGGUGUUGGAGGUGCAGAAGUCCUGUCUGUCUCUGUGCUCCCCAGGAGCCAGUCUGGACCACAUCUACAGCACCAUGUUGGCUCUGCUGGGACGCCAACUCAAACAGCUGGGUAUCGUGAAGGGCUCCACCAGUGAUGCUGAUACACUUAAGGCGGCACGGCGCUACUGCCCCCACCAUGUUGGUCACUACCUGGGCAUGGAUGUACACGAUACCCCUGAGCUUUCCCGCUCUCAGCCCCUCCAGCCUGGAAUGGCAAUCACAAUAGAGCCAGGGCUGUACAUAUGUGAGGACGAUGACCAGGUUCCAGAUCGAUUCCGUGGACUUGGGGUGAGAAUAGAGGACGACGUUGUGAUUCAAGACGAGAUAAACCCCUUGAUCCUGUCCUCUGACACACCCAAAACCAUUGCUGAUGUUGAAAGAGCCUGUGCACAGAGUUGGGGCUGAGAGAGACUAGACAUGGGGAGGGUAUAUACCUUGCUCCCAAUUGGAGUGUGACUGUAUACACUCCUCAAAAUGCUAUGUGUGAGCAAGAGUGAGUGUUCAUCCCUCUCGAGUGACUGGUCACAUUUCAGUGGGUUCGUCUUCAGUAUAUUGGCGAUUGCACAAUUUAAUGUGCAUCCCGCCACCUACUGUGUGGGAUGGAAACGGGGUUUCCCCAAAAAAAUGGAACUACCAACAAAAACUAACAAAAAUAAAUAUCAAACAACUUUACUGUUAAAAAAAUUAACUAAUCUGAUCCCUACACAGGCCCAGGGGGAGCCUGGGAGGGCGGGCUGUCUUCCGGCACCAAUACCCCUUCCAAGUGCUUCAGAUGUAUACUAAACAAAAAUAUAAACGCAACAUCUAAAUUGUUGGUCCCAUGUUUCAUGAGCUGAAAUAAAAGAUUCCUGAAAUGUUCCAUAGACACAAAAAGCUUAUUGCUCUCAAAUUUUGUGUGCAAAUGUGUUUUAAGUCUCUGUUAGUGAGCAUUUCUCCUUUGCAAAGAUAAUCAAUCCACCUGACAGGUUUGGCAUAUCAAGAAGCUGAUUAAACAGCAUGAUCAUUAAACCGGUACACUUUGUGCUGGGAACAAUAAAAUGUGCAGUUUUGUCACACAACACAAUGCCACAGAUGUCUCAAGUUUUGAGUGUGCAAUUGGCAUGCUGACAUGGCAGGAAUGUCCAAACAGAGCUGUUGCCAGAGAAUGUACUGUUAAUUUCUCUACCAUAAGCCACCUCCGACGUUGUUUUCGAGAAUUUGUCAGUACAUCCAACCGGCCUCAACCACAGACCACGUUUAACAAUGCCAGACCAGGACCUCCACAUCUGGCUUCUUGCCGGGGGAUUGUCUGAGAAGGGGGAGGUUGUAUUUCUGUCUGUAAUAAAGCCCUUUUGUGGCCUGGCUCCCAAUUGGCUGUGCCCCUGCUGGGUCAUGUGAAAUCCAUAGAAUUAGGGCCUAAUGCAUUUAUUUCAAUUGACUGAUUUCCUUCUAUGUACUGUAACUCAGUGAAAUAUUUGCAAUUGUUGCAUGUUGCGUUUAUAUUUUUUGUUCAGUAUAAAAUCCUUAAGUCCCAAAAACGUUUCUACUGCAAGCCACAAUAAUGUCCAGUUUCUUAGACUUCUUUGAGAUUUGAGCCACAGUUUAUAACUGGCAAUGAGCACCACAAAAUACACAUUUUUAACACAGGG